Molecule: messenger RNA, 689 nt
Organism: Zymoseptoria tritici IPO323
Lineage: Eukaryota; Fungi; Ascomycota; Dothideomycetes; Mycosphaerellales; Mycosphaerellaceae
Exons: 2
Coding region: 28-432 (134 amino acids)
Source: RefSeq, a predicted model, not a curated record
GGUCUGAUCGUCACCGCCGCUUCCUGCAUGCGGACAUAUUACCUUUAUUGUCUAUACCUGGGCAAUAACCUUUCCCACGAUGUCGUAUCGGCCCUCAUCUGGGCGACCGUGGAGAUUCAGCUGGCCAUCAUCUGCGCCUGCCUACCUUCUCUGCGUGUGGUUUACCGUUUGAUUGUGCAAACUCGACUUUCCGAUCGGGUACGACAACUCUACUACUCGCACGGGACCCGCGAUCCGCACGUCCUCACCUCAUCUAUGGCGUCAAUGACCACAGCGCCCACGGAGACGACAUGGUCGAUACAAAGUGGCAUAUUACACCAAGACUCGAGGACUCUCUCAAAACUGGAAGAAACCCCGAUUUCACACGAGCUCGGAUUGAGGGAGGUGGACAACGAUGACCGGGCACUGCAGCGGCAUUUGGGACAUGAAUGACAUUGCAUACAUCGACGAAUCCAUCACGACAUCAUGUUUCUGCACGACUAUACAGUUUGCUUUCAAGUGCGCUUAGCAAGGAAAAGAGCAGGUCUCUUUGGUCUGAGCGGAACAAAUUACUGGCUGCCUGGCUAGACGACGACUCGCAAAGGGAUUGUGCGGCCACGACUCGAAUGGAUCUUCAUGUACGGGCUGCAGCAAUACAAUAAACUGGACUCGCUCAGGUUAUCAUGGUCACUCUGUGCGAAUAGCUCGCC